This is a messenger RNA of Girardinichthys multiradiatus, 945 nucleotides long. Its product is annotated as probable G-protein coupled receptor 148. Gene Ontology annotation, molecular function: G protein-coupled receptor activity. Bases 1 to 945 code for a protein of 314 amino acids. Gene Ontology annotation, cellular component: membrane. The record is from RefSeq and is a predicted model, not a curated record. Lineage: Eukaryota; Metazoa; Chordata; Actinopteri; Cyprinodontiformes; Goodeidae. The transcript has a single exon. Gene Ontology annotation, biological process: G protein-coupled receptor signaling pathway.
AUGACUUCACCUGUGCUCAUUUUUAACAUUACACAGGAUUGGGCAGAGAGUAUGGAGCACUGGCAACUUCAACUGUUUUGCAUCCCCACUGUCGUCAUCACUUUCACCACCUUUAUUGCCAACCCUGUUCUCCUGGUGUGCAUUUUUCUGUCCCGUGCUUUGCGUAGGGAGACCCGCUACCUGCUCAUGGCCAACACCCUGGCUGCUGACAUGCUCUUCCUCAUCCUGAACUUGGUCACGUUGAUUGGUAAUGAUGUGGGAGCACAAAUGCCCUGGUCUGUUUGUGAGCUUUUCACGGCUCUCCUUGUCACAGCUUACAGUUGUGCUAUCCUCACUGUGACUCUCAUGGUGGUUGACACCUUCGCUGCCGUCCGCUGGCCUCUCCAUUACCAUAACCUUCUUUCACCGGUCCAGACCUACAGCAUACUGGCGGUGGCAUGGAUUCUAUGCGCCAUAUACCCUUUCACUUUGAUGAUAAUGAUGAUAAUGAAGGAUGAGAUUCCUCAUGAGAAAGUGCCCACGUGUCUGGUCCUCAUCUCCCUUGGUUUAUUUCAGGUCAAGAGCAUUGGGGGGAUUCCCAUGUACUUCUUUGUAGCAGCCUUGGUCUGCACCUUUCUGAUUUUGUACUGCUACAUCCGCCUAUAUAUGGUGACAAGGAAGCAGGGAAUCUGGCACAACCGCUUCUCUAGGGCUCGGGUCACAGUGCUGGUCCAUGGGGUUAUGCUCUUGCUCUACUUUGGCCCUGGCUUUGUUUUUAUCCUGGAGCUCUACAUCUUUCAGAAGAAAAGCAUAAGUCAGGAUGUUCGGGUGUGGAUCAACACGAUCAAUACUAAUGUUUUCAUGCUGCUGCCUCGGGCAUUUGCUCCUUACCUAUAUGGGCUAAGGUACCGGGAGAUUGCUGAAAGUCUCACGCUUCUGCUGCACUGGCGCAGAAGAGACAGAUAA